Messenger RNA from Monodelphis domestica (gray short-tailed opossum), 1597 nucleotides. NCBI's taxonomy places the organism in Eukaryota, Metazoa, Chordata, Mammalia, Didelphimorphia, Didelphidae. The record is from RefSeq and is a predicted model, not a curated record.
AUGAUACCCCAGAACAGUAGAUUGGAUGAUGGUUACUAUGGUUAUGUGGUUGCUGGUAAUGGUGAUCACAGAGCCCCCAGAGAUGUGUCCCCCAUGGCAUUCCACUGCUCCCUGCUCUGCUGGCCAGAAGUGAGGUCAAAGUUGAAUGAGCUGGUGGUAGGAGACACUGGUGGGAAGCUGUCAGUCUACAAGAAUGAUGACACCUGGCCAUGGAUCACCUGUUCCUGCCAAGGAAUGCUUACCUGUGUUGGGGUAGGAGACAUAUGUAACAAGGGAAAGAACCUGGUUGUGUUGGUAAGUGCCGAGGGCUGGUUUCACCUGUUUGACCUGAUGCCAGCCAAGGCUCCAGAGGCCUCUGGGCACCAUGAUGCACCGGCAGGUGAGGACCAUCGACCAGUCUUCAAGCAGCAUAUCCCUGCCAACACCAAAGUCAUGCUGAUCAGCGAUAUUGACGGGGACAGCCGUUGUGAACUCGUGGUUGGCUACACGGACCGCGUGGUGAGGGCCUUCUGAUGGGAGGAUGCUGGGGACGCUGGGGAGCAUGUGACCGGACAACUGGUUGCCCUUAAGAAAUGGCUGCUGGAGGGACAGGUAGACAAUCUGUCGGUGACUCUGGGGCCACAGGGAAACCCUGAACUGAUGGUAUCCCAGCCGGGCUGUGCUUAUGCCAUUCUGCUGUGUACCUGGAAUAAGGGACCCCUGCCUGUCCCUGAGGAGAGUAAGAGAGAGACCACUGCUCUCCAGGAUGUCAUCCUGCACCAGACAUCUGGCCGGAUCCACAAUAAAAAUGUCUCUACCCACCUCAUUGGCAACAUCAGGCAUGGUCGAAGCAAUGACAAUAGUGGCUCGAGUCUCUUUGCCCUCUACACCCUUGAUGGAACUCUAAAGCUUAUGGAGGGAGCAGAUAAACUGCUAUGGUCAGUACAGGUGGACCACCAACUUUUUGCCCUAGAAAAACUGGAUGUUACAGGGAAUGGAAGUGAGGAGGUAGUGGCGUGUGCCUGGGAUGGACAGACAUACAUCAUUGAUCACAACCAAACUGUGGCUCGAUUCCAGGUUGAUGAGAAUGUCCGUGCCUUUUGUGCAGGCCUAUAUGCCUGCAAAGGAGGUCAGAACAGCCCCUGCUUAGUAUAUGUGACCUUCAACCAGAAGAUUUACAUAUACUGGGAUGUAUUGCUUGAGCGAAUGGAGUCCACCAAUCUGGUGAAGGUGCUGGAGGCUGAGCCCGAGUACCGGGGCCUGCUACAGGAGCUGGGUGUGGAUCCUGAUGACCUCCCUGCAGUCCAAGCACUGAUCCAUCAGACACUUUACUAUCCGGAUGAAUCCCACCCAGAUAAUCCUUCAAGCAACCCAGAGCCUUCCUAAACAGAGAUGCCUUCCCAGGGUAUGAGGGACUUCCUUCUCCAACAUGGAGAUGAUCAGAAUAGAGUGAUGCAGAGACUUGGCACCACCAUGACAGCAGUUCAACUGUGGCCUUCCCUGGCUUCCUCACCAUCAAUUCAUUGACUGGAAAUCCUAUCCUGAAUGAUACUUUUUAUGUAGUGACUCUUGGCACAGUAUCAUUAAUGAUAAUUAGCGGAAAUGCAUCUUCUUUCUU